UAUUGCACUUCCCUAUUUUGUUAAAUAACGAGUGCUUGUUGUUGGUUGUCUAAUUUUUGUUCAACAAACUGCGUAAAACCACUGUGAAAUGUGUUUUAAUGGGAUUUACAUGAGUGAUUAUACAAUAUAAAAUGAUAACCUUCGGCGGUGGCAACAGUUCUGCGUUGGAAGAUUCAGGCGAAGUAAGAAGUAUAUGUGAAAGUGUAUGUAGUGAUGGCUCGAAUGCUACGGUGCAGGCUGGCUCGAAUAACGCGCGGCCACGGAUGGAUAUUGCCUGUGUUUUGGAUGUCACCCAAACUACCAACCUAGCUCAUAGAAAGAGGGCUCUAGAAGAAGUUCGCCUAGCCUCUGAGCUGGUCAAUGCUAAUUUGCAUCAUAUACCAUUUGAAAAAUUGGACUUUGGGGAGACAAAUGUAUUAGAUACAUUUUACAAUGCAGAUGUAGCACUAGUGGACUUAAGCCUGCAACUCCAACAGAGUUCUCUACUCUACCAUCUUGGGGUGCGUGAGAGUUUUGACAUGAAAGAGAAUGUUCUUCUGUACAAUGAUAUUGAACCCGAUGCAACACUUCGGCUGAAGAUAUCACUUCCGAAUUUCCUGUUUGUGUCAUACAAGUUGACAGAUGCUGGUACUUGUGUCACAACCAAUCCAGCGGCUACCAAGUUCAAAGGAGAAGAAGCUGCUGAUCCUAAACAACACCUCACACUGCGAUUGAAAAAUAUACUCCAAGAUGUUGAAGUUCAAACCAAAGCGCAUCUCCAAGAGAAAUUCCUGUCGGACCUUCGCAAAGCCCGGGAGAUAUACAGUGGCCAGGAGUUGUCCAACGUCCUCCACGCAAUGAGACGGAGACUGGACGACCCAGCAGUGCUGUCUGGAGACACAAUCCUCAAUAUGCUGAUAUCCUACAGAGAGAUACAGGAUUAUGACGCCAUUGUGCAAGUCGUUGAUGACUUGAAAACUAUCAUGAACCGGAAGAACUAUGUUAACAUGCCCAUUAUACGGUUCAUGUAUGCGUUCGCUAUGAAUAGGCGCAACAAAGAAGGCGAUAGAGAAAACGCUUUGAAGGUGUGUGUGAAAGCGCUAGAGAAGAAGGAGAAUCGCUUCCCGGACAUGCUGUGCCUUUGCGGCCGUAUCUACAAGGACAAGUUCGUCGAGUCCCAGCAUUCUGACAGCGAGAGCUUGCAAAAUGCUAUACAUUGGUACAGACAAGGUUUUGAAGUGCAACCCAAUGAGUACGCAGGCAUCAAUCUAGCGACAUUAUUGGUUAUUGCUGGCAAUGACUUCAAGAACUCACAGGAAUUACAACACAUCGGUAUGGUACUCAACCAUCUUAUCGGGAAGAAAGGUAGUCUAUCGUCUUUGAAAGACUACUGGGAUGUGGCAACGUUCUUCGAGAUAUCCGUGUUAGCUCAGGACUAUGUAAAAGCGAUCCAAGCAGCCGAAUGUAUGUUCAAACUCAAGCCACCUAACUGGUACCUGAAGUCAACUAUUGGAAACAUCGAACUUAUUGACAGGUUUAGAAAGAAGAGCGAGGAGACAUCGCCGGAACAGCAGAUAUUCUCUUUCUGGAUGGAGUUCUUCGUCGAAGCUACUAAGAGCAGCUGCGACAAUAUUAUACGUUUUCCGGUGCUGAUAUUGGAAACGACUAAAGUAUACAUGCCAUCAUACGUAAACGUCAACAUGGGCGCGGAACAGAAAUCAGUGGAGAUACUCAACCUUUGCCUGGAGUCCAUCAAGGGAGAAUGUCGGCAGGUCCAUCGAUGGCUGUUCACUUCUGACAUGAUUCGGACUUACAGUCUAUACAAACGUGACGAAAGAUGUCUGUUCUUGUACGUGAGUGAGAAUUCUGACGACUUCCAAAUCUUCCUGCCAUCUGAAGGUUGUAGGGAGCGUCUACAUGACUUGUUGGGGGAGUUGACAGCUGACCAUGAGAAGGUUGCUGAACUGGAUACUAGUGUCAUGCAGGAUCAACUCAAGUUCGAGUACGAGCUAGACGACAUUGGCAAGCGGGUCGUCCUGGGUAAAGGCACGUACGGCGUGGUGUAUGCCGCGCGCGACCUCAACACUCAGGUGCGGAUUGCCGUGAAGGAGAUCCCUGAGAAGAACCUGGGCGACGUCCAGCCUCUACAUGAAGAAAUCUUAUUGCAUUCUCAGUUGAGACACAGGAAUAUUGUCCAGUACUUGGGUUCGAUAUCUGAAGACAACUACUUCAAGAUAUUCAUGGAGCAAGUCCCUGGAGGAUCGCUAUCAGCUCUGCUUCGCUCCAAAUGGGGACCGCUCAAAGAAAACGAAGCUACCAUCGCCUAUUACACUAAACAGAUACUAGAAGGUCUAAAAUAUCUCCACGACCAGAAAAUAGUUCAUCGCGAUAUAAAGGGCGAUAACGUGCUAGUGAACACUUACAGCGGUGUCGUCAAGAUAUCAGACUUCGGAACGUCGAAGCGAUUGGCCGGAUUGUGUCCUUCUACCGAGACGUUUGCUGGAACUCUUCAGUAUAUGGCUCCCGAAGUCAUAGAUAAAGGACAGAGAGGAUAUGGCGCUCCUGCAGACAUCUGGUCUUUGGGUUGCACGGUGGUGGAAAUGGCAACAGGCAAACCUCCGUUCAUUGAACUGGGAUCGCCCCAAGCAGCUGUGUUUAAGGUGGGCUACUACAAAAUGCACCCAGAAAUACCUAGUGAGUUGUCAGUGAAAGCGAAAAACUUCAUCAUUCGAUGCUUCAAACCGGAACCCGAGGAACGAGCCACGGCCGCUGAGUUGUUGGAAGACUCCUUCCUAUGCGAAAAGAAAAAGUCUUCCAACCGUUUGGGUAGUAACGUUGACUACAGCCGAAGCAUAUCCGUGCCCGCUGACAAGGUCAGACCCAACCCACAGAAGAAGAUCUCUGAACCGUGCAUGCCUGGUAACCUGCCUAGCUCGCCCGAUACCGAGGUGAAAACGAUCCGUUCGAACCCCACCAUUACGCGGACUGCCUCGUCGAUGCUAUCGCCGAUACUGAUAUGCCCACCGGACUUGUCAAACAGCAGCACAAUGCCGAACACUCCAUCGACGGAUGAAAUGGACAGCAGCGACACUAUACUGAAUAGACGAAGUUCUUCUGGAGGCCUACUCUCUCCUGAGGUGGACAUGACAAACGUGCCCCGUUCAUCGAUAGACGUGGAACACGACGGGUUCUACUUACUGAAGAAAGAUUCGCAGCGCCGUCUCACUCUUUCGCGCGUGUUAGAGCAGGACAGUGAGAAAAUAUGCUCCAAAUGGAUGCUGAGUGUCCAGCAGGACUUCGGGAACACUGUUCUUACCAUGAACCAUCUCGAAACCCUCCGCCGCGCACUCAAAGACUACAUAAUGGAUCAGAACAGAAACGUCAUAGAGCAAGCUAUAACUUCCCUAAAGGAGGAAUUAGACUUUGAUGCCAACGCGAUAAACGAGCUACAUUCAGCCAUAUACAUGUUUCAAGAAGCGGUGAAUGUUGUGUUGAGGAUGCAUAGUAUCAAGCCACACUGGAUGUUCGCGCUUGACAACCUCGUCAGGAAUGCGGUUCAAGCCGCCAUUACUGUUUUAUCUCCUGAGCUAGGCGCGAACCUAGCGGGCGAAUCCCGACGCGGCGGUGGCGUGGGCGCUAACGGUAACCAGGACAACGCGACGCCCUCCGCACUGUCCACCGCCACUUCCACACGUGACCACACGCUGCACCAACUGCGCCAGGAGAACCACAAGCUUCACCAAGAGCUAUUGGAAAGCUAUCAACAAUAUCAAGCCCUAUUACGACAAAUGCUUGAGGAGCAGAGAAUGCAAACACAAUUAUUGCGUGAAAUGGUCGACAAUAAAGUUCGGAGCAGAUCCCCAACGGAAUCCGAGUUAGACCCGGAGCUGUACGGGCCGCUGCGCGAGUGGGUGUCGUCCCGCGGCGUGCCGGCGGCGGCGGCGCGCGCGCUGGCUGCGCACGAGUUCACGCUCACGGACCUGCUGCGGCACGCGCAGCGGGAGGACAUCUCCAGGCUCAACCUCAAACUAGGCGUAGAAUUGCGACUAUGGCGCGCGAUUCUCGACCACCGGCUACAGGCGUCCCCUAACCUUCGGCGCACAAGCAGCACAGAAACAGACGUCGACACAAACUCCUUGGUCGUCGUCGAGUGCCAACGAUGAAUACCGAAGAAAUGCGGGGAUAUACGGUUUUUGAUAAAUAAUUGCACUUACAAAUGUGUUAUCUUUGUUAUUAGCAAACUAUAAUAUCAUUAACAAAUGCUUCCUGUGUGUCUAACUCACGUUUUUAUAACUUGACUGUGACUCGGCAGAUCCGUUCCAUAUAACAUAUGAUAAGCAAUUUAAUGGCAAUAUCACGUAGGAUUUUAGAUAUAACAUGUUGGUACAAAAUUUUACUUAAUUACUAAUGCAAUACUGAGGCAUGUGUAUAGGGAUGUAGUUCAAAUAUUGAGCUGAAUAUAUGUCUGUGAUGUGUCUGUGAGUUUAAAGAAACCGGAACUAACCUCAACUGUCAAACCUCAGGUUAGGUUAGCGAACCCUGUGAAAAAAACGGGAUAACGCCAGACAGAUAAUGAUGGGUUUUAAUCGCAUGAAUACCUAGUGUAAAAAAAUAAAAAGUUCCACAGACUUUUAUAGCACCCUACAUAAAUGCACUAUAAUAUACAAACGCAUACUUUGCAUAGCGCCAUGCUUGAUUUGCUCUAAUAUUUGCUUGAAGCCUAGAGUGUAUCAUCCACAGUUUAAAAAAAAUGUAAAUAUAAUUUUGGAAUCGUAUUAAAAUAACUUUUUAUAAUAAAUUACGUUUGUUACUAGUCUAUUGUAAAUAUUAUUUUGUUGUUUAAAAAACGUUUAUAAUGUAGUAAGCAAUAAUCGUUGAAGAAUUGGGGUCUAGAGUACGAAUUAAUCGAGUCGACUAACAAAUCGUAGAGAACUAAAAUUCGUUAAGUUGGCAGUAGUGCUCCAUACUCCCUCCGGUUGAUCGAGGGGAGGCCUGUGCCCAGAAGUAGAACGUAUACAGGGUGUUUGUGACAUCGUAACGAAACUGAGAGGGAUGAUUACGCUCAUGAUUCUAAGUUAAUUUCAAGUGGAAUUUCCCGUCGCAAAAUUCAUGUUCUUUUUGUUUUUUUAAUUAUUCUCAGUUCUAUAUUUUUGCGACGGAAAAUUCCACUUGAUAUCAGAAUCAUGGUCUAAAUAAUCCCGCAAAGUUUUCGUUACGAGGUCACUAACACCCUGUAUAGGCUAUUUAUGUCAUUUUAUGGUAGUAGUUUGUUAAAAAUGUUAAAGUAAUCAAUGAUUGUUAAUUCGUUUUUUAGAAAUUGUAUUAAUGAUAGCGAAAGAAACGCUUCGUCUGCCUUUGCACAAAAUGCUGUAUUGUGGUGCUAAUAAUUUGUGAUGGAAUAUUAUAAUAAAGAGUGCCUUAGAUCGACAAGCCUUAUAUGGGUUUGAACCCGACAUUAUCAUGUAAAAAUCGAAAGUAACGGGAUGUUAUAAUGAAUAUAAAUAUAUAUAUAUAAUGUAACUGUUAAACACGAGAGAAUGUCAUAUAAUAUUAUAUACUAUUUUCGUAAUAUCGCUAUCGUAUAAACUAAAGUUAAGCGCAUUGAUAUAUAAGUACCGUAGAUAAAGUGUGUCAUACAAAAAUACGACGAAAACUAGACGCUCACUUUGUUAUACAUUUAAAAAAAUCUUCAAAAUUACGUAGGUACGGUCGUCGUCUUAGCAUCUUUAGCGCGAGGUGAUUCGUAUCGCGGCCGGGUUAUACAAACCCGCAUGUUGCCAGUUCGUAGCCUAAUCACAGAGCAUGCAUCGUUAUUUCUCAAACUUUUCGUCCCAAUUUUUGAGCGCUCAUAUAUCGUCAUCAAUCAAUACUAAAGCGUCAUACCAUUAUGAAUGAAACGUCAAUGACCCAGGGUAUCUGGUCCGUGUCCGUGAAAGUGUUAAUAUAACAGAACAUUGGACAAAUACACAAACAUGUUGGAGCUGGUCUCAUAAUAAAAUAAGCAAUUCAUUUAGAAAGAUGCUAUAUCGUUGUUGCCAAUUUA
Pectinophora gossypiella (pink bollworm) is the source of this 6022-nucleotide messenger RNA. It is a transcript of the gene Ask1, whose product is annotated as mitogen-activated protein kinase kinase kinase 15. The record is from RefSeq and is a predicted model, not a curated record. The transcript is spliced from 26 exons. Gene Ontology annotation, molecular function: ATP binding; protein kinase activity. Bases 132 to 4142 code for a protein of 1336 amino acids. Lineage: Eukaryota; Metazoa; Arthropoda; Insecta; Lepidoptera; Gelechiidae. Gene Ontology annotation, biological process: MAPK cascade; protein phosphorylation.